CACCUGGCUUUAACUUUGACAACGCGGGAAGGUAAGAGCUUCUUUUAAUGUUCUCAGAGCUGCAGACUGAAUCAGUGAGGAAGGAAAUCAAAUGAAACCGUCGAAACGCUGCAUUAGAGGGUCUCUUUCAUGGAGCACAGACUCCCAAACCUAUGAAAACCGGGACCACCAUCGCAGGAGUGGUGUUCAAGGAUGGGGUGGUGCUGGGAGCAGAUACCAGAGCUACAUCUGGUGAAGUGGUGGCCGACAAAAUGUGCGCUAAAAUCCAUUACAUCUCUCCAAAUAUAUAUUGUUGUGGAGCUGGUACAGCAGCAGAUACAGAAAAGACCACCGACCUUCUGUCCUCCAACCUCACCAUCUACUCUCUGAACAGCGGGAGGAACCCUCGUGUCGUCAUGGCCACUAACAUACUGCAGGAUAUGCUUUACAGGUAUCACGGUCAAAUUGGGGCCAAUCUUAUACUCGGGGGAGUGGAUUGUACUGGAAACCACCUGUACACUGUGGGACCAUAUGGGAGUGUAAAUAAGGUGCCUUACCUUUCAAUGGGAUCUGGGGAUCUGGCUGCUCUUGGGAUUUUAGAGGAUGGGUUCAAACCUGACUUAGAGCUGGAGCCGGCGAAGGAGCUGGUGCGAGCUGCUAUUCAAGCAGGCAUCAUGAAUGACCUCGGCUCAGGCAACAACAUCGACAUUUGUGUGAUCACCAAACAAGGAGUGGACUACAUCAGACCCUACCGGGAGUCACAGUACAAAGACAAGAGGAAAACAAAAUACAAAUAUCCACCAGGAGCAACACCGAUUCUGACAGAGAAAGUCGUCCCCUUAAAGCUGGAGAUUGUGCAGGAAACUGUGCAGAAGAUGGAGACGGCCUGAAUUUCAGCACAGAACCACAGGAUUUACACAUAAAUGAUCAAUGUGGCAAACAUGUGACUGACACUGGUUUCAUGGGUUUGACUGCUGAUAAAAACUUUCAAUAAAAUAUA
Messenger RNA from Pelmatolapia mariae (spotted tilapia), 979 nucleotides. It is a transcript of the gene psmb13a, whose product is annotated as proteasome 20S subunit beta 13a. Gene Ontology annotation, cellular component: proteasome core complex. Gene Ontology annotation, molecular function: threonine-type endopeptidase activity. Bases 153 to 869 code for a protein of 238 amino acids. Lineage: Eukaryota; Metazoa; Chordata; Actinopteri; Cichliformes; Cichlidae. The transcript has 8 exons. The record is from RefSeq and is a predicted model, not a curated record.